UGUCCGCAUUUACACGUGGUUUCUGAUAUAUCGUUUUUUCAUAUCAGUUUCAUUUUCAUUAUUAUAUUAUAAGUAUUAAUCGAUUUGGUUAUAAUGCCCAAAUAUGCGUUAUUGUUGGGAUCAGAUGACGUCUAUUAUGUGCAGAAAACCACACUCCUCACGCAUCACAGUGGCUUAACCUACGAAAUAAAAAAAAAAUCCCUCAUGACGAAAUUGAUUUGCUUCCACGCAAAACGAGAAGUUCUCGUAGAGCUCCGCAAUAACCUGGUAUCAAGUCGUCCAUCAUUGGAACUAUCACCUACUCAAAUCAUUCCUCAGCGUGUCAAUAAUGAAGACUCUAAUACAAAUAAGGCUAGGUCGAAUGGGGAACCAGUGGCCACCGGAGAGGAUGCGAUGGAUCCAUGUCCAAUGAUUUUUGAUUUGACGUCAAAGAACAAUGAAAUUGAAAAUGAUUUUCUUGGGAAUGUUAGAAUAGAUACUUUUAUCAACGACCAACUGGGUUUUAAUGAAGCGGAUGAGUUGCAGCCAUGUGAUUCACCUGAGUACGCUUAUGAAAGUGAACCAAACGCUUAUGAAAGUCUACAAAACGAUUGUGAAAGCUCACAAAACGCUGAUGAAAGCGAACAAUACGAUUGUGAAAGCGAACAAAACGCUGAUGAAAGCGAACAAAAUGCUCGUGAAAGUGAACAAAAUGUUUCAGGUAGUACAGGUAAGUUAGGGGAAUACUAAUAUGAGUUUCAGAUACAGCGCAAAAAACUAAAAUAUCGAUUGUCAGAAAAGAAUGAAUUUGAUAAUGGCAAAAGGAGCCCCUCUAAGACCGAAAAGCAGGUGAUCAACGAAAUCAAAAUGAAAAUGUUCAUACUGAGAAUGAAUCGUCUGACUCGGAGUACAAUCCGGAGUCUGAUCUCAACGAAAUGUCAGACGACGGAGAAGAAAAUCAACAUAAAAACUUGAAUAAUAGUUCAUUGAAUCCCACCAUCCAGCAAGUAGAAGAUGUGUCCAUUGAUUUUGAUAAAUCGAAAGAAGCAUCGAUAGAAGAUGAGUAUCCAUUUAGCGUUCCGGGUACAUCCGCGUGCAAAGCUUCCACUUUGAAAACAGAACUUUCACGUGGACCUAACGGUGAUCACAAAAAAAAUGUUUGCCUUUAUUGUAAGAAGCCACAAAGCAAAAUUGCCCGACAUUUGGAGUUCGUUCAUCAAAAUGAAGAAAAAGUGAAAAUAUUUGCAUCCCUACCUCCAAAGGAUCCGAAAAGAUUACGGUUGAUUGGACUGUUGAGAAAAAAAGGGAACUAUAUGCACCUUGAUAGAAAAAAUAAUACGAACGGGUUACUCGUUCCAGUUCGGCGACCUCGAGACCCAAAUAAGUCUAGCGGGGAUCACUAUGCUCCUUGUCCGAAGUGCUUGGGAAUGUACACGAAAAAUAAUUUACGACAUCAUAUAUGCGGAGAUGAAAAGGCAACAACUAAGGGAAUAUUACUGGAAGCAAAACGGGUCGCUGCCCAAGUUCAUGAACAGGCUUCCGUAAAAAUGCGUCGUGAUAUAUUGCCUCGGCUGGCUGAAGAUGAAAUUGGUAACACAGCGAAAUUUGAUAAACUAAUCGUGCUCUAUGGUAAUGAUAUGGGUACACGGUACAAACGGCAAUAUCUGGAGUCAAUGGUGCGAUCGCAGUUAAGGUUACUUUCCCGAUUUUUAAUCACGAUUAAAGGCCUUGACAAGAAUAUCACAGAUAUGGCCUCAGUGUUCGAUCCGAAGUAUUACAAACAAUUGAUCAAAGCUAUGGAAAUCAUGGGUCAACUUGACCCAUCAACUACUAUAUACAAAACACCAGCCGUGGUGUACAACUUGCAGAUAGCUCUCAGAAAAGUCGCCGAUGUACUGAUACGAGAAUCGAUCCAGGAUCAUGAUGAGAUUAUGAAGAAAAAUGCAAAGGAUAUGCUGAAACUGAUGAACCAAGGCUUCGUGAAUACCGUCAACAAAACGGUAACUGAGUCUCAAGUUGAAAUGAAACGACAAAAAGCAAUCGUCUUACCAAAAACUGCAGAUAUUCGUAAACUGUCAGAAUAUUUGGCGACAAAAAUGGAUGACAGUUACAAGUUAUUGCUCAAUGCUUUUUCCGAUGAAACAUGGCGGGUUUUGGCGGAGAUAACUCUAAUUUACAUCAUGAUCUAUAACCGCAAACGUCCGGGCGAACUUGAAAGAAUGAUGAAAUUGGAUUACAAUAACAUCCAAGGAAUAACCGAAGAUGAUGAAGAAUAUCAACAGCUUUCAACAGAGGGUAAAAAUGCCGCUAACAAAUAUGUUCGAGUUGAAAUUCGUGGUAAGCUAAACCGCGUGGUUCCCGUUUUGCUCAACCAACGAAUGAAAAAAAGCGUCGAUCUGAUUUUGGCACACGCUAAACGUGCUGGCGUUUCUUCCAAGAAUCCAUAUGUGUUCGGUAUCCCAAGCGAUGAUAAAAACCGCUUUGCAUUUUUGCGCGCAACUACACUAUUAAGACGUUUCGCAUCAGAAUGUGGCGCGAGUAACCCAGAAUCGUUACGAGGGACGAACUUGCGGAAGCAUAUGGCAACAAAAUGUGUGAACAUGAACUUGGAAAAAAAGCAAACUGAAAAAGUUGCGCAUUUCUUGGGACACGAUCCAAAUAUUCAUACAAGCAUCUACCAGCAGCGAAAAACAUCAGAUAUUCUAUUAUUGUCGAAGUACCUUGAAAAAGCACAAGGUCGCGGUAGUAUUUCGGCUUCAGAUUUAUCUCAAGACUGUUCUACUGGUCAGGAUACCACAGCUAAUGCAGACAUCACGAACGGAACAGGAUGACUGACAUUCUGAUGACUCUACUGAUAUCGAUGAUGCUCCAUGUGUUGAAGCUGAAUCUGCAGUAAAAGAGCGAAAAUCGAAAUCCAAUAAAAAAAAUGACAAAUCAGCUCGACAUGCAACAGUUCGUAAGCGUCGUAGUAAUACAAAAAAAAGAUGGAAUCCGACAGAAAUCAUGACAGUGCAGAAGCAUUUCAAUGAGUACUUGGAGUCAGGAACCUUGCCGUCAAUCACUUUGAUCAAGGCGUUUCAAAAAACCAACAACUGUUUGAAAGAACGCCAUCCAGCUUCGAUUAAAGUUUGGCUUCACAACCAAAUUAGAAAACAGCAAUCCGGCCAUUAAACAUGGCUUUAAGAUAAAUGAGAGUUCGAUAUAGAUAUCUAUGUUUUGUGAUACUUACAAAUGUGAUAUUAAUUUUAACAAAGACGAAGUAUUACGAUAAGCUAGGCAUUAUUAGUACGAAUUCUCAAAACUAUAUUGAAUUGAUCCGACUGAAAAUAUUUUUGCAGUCAGCAGAGUGUAACUCUCAACAAUGUCGCUUCCAACGAAAAAACGCUUGGAUCAAAAUUACGCAUUUCAAUUCUGGAAACUAUAUUUCAUAAAAAUACUCUUUUGCUAAGACCAAAAAGGUUCAACAUAGGGAUGAUUUUAAUUCCUGAUAAUAUUUUGAUUUUAGUCCUCGGUCAAAUAAAAUGAAGAGACCCAUUCAAAUAUAGUCAUAUUCAUUAGUUAUAUUCAUAGUAUCAUCGCUUUUUGUUAUAUCACGAUGUUUUUCUGCGAAUUUAUCGAUUCAAGUAAAAAAAAGUUCUAUAAGAAAAUAUUAUCAGAUAAACAAUGUGAUAUUUAUUUGCUAUGAUCGUUAUUCGUUCCAAAAAGUACUUGAAGUGAGCAUUUUUGCCGUCAAUCUUUAUGGUCAAGGCGUUUCACAAAACCAAAAACUGUUUCAAAGAAUGCUAUCCAGCUUCAAUCAAAGUUGGCUCAACAGUCCAAUUGAAAAAACAGCAAUCCCGCUUGUAAACGUAGCUUUAAGAAGAAUGUUACAUAAGCUCGCUACAAAUGUCUAUUUUUUUAGUACUUGCAAAUGUGAUAUUGAUUUUACAAAAAGACGAAGUAUUAUAGUAAGUUAAGUAUUAUGAGUACCGAUUCUCAAAACUAUAUGUGAUUAAUAAGACUAAAAGGAUUUUUGCAGUCAUUACAGUGUAACUUUCUGCAAUGUCGCUCCCAACGAAAAGACGCUUGGCUCAAAACUAAACAUUCCGAUUCGGGAAAGUCUAUUCGAUAAGAAUAUUUUUUCGGGGAGAACACAAAGCUUCAACAUAGUCAUGAUUAUGAUUCUUCUAUUCCUUCGUCAAACAAAAAGAAGAGACCCAUUUUAAUACCGUAUAGUUAUAUUCAUUUAAUAAAAUCAUACGCUUUUUGAUAUAUUACAAUGUUUUUAUGCAGAUUUAUCACUUCAAAUAAAACCAAGUUCUAAAAGAAAAUAUUAUCAGAUAAAUAGUGUGAUAUUCAUUUGCUAUGAUUGAUUUUCAUGUCCAUAUCUGAUUUUGAUAUAUCUGCUAAUUUGUUAAAUCUACAGCCAUUUUUGUGAGAAGCCGUUAUCACGGCUUCUAUAUAAUAUUUUAUUCUGAUGUAUAACUUUUUUCAUGUACACGAAAGUUUUGUUUUUCUUUGAAAUGUAUUUAAAAAAGAUUUGUAAUACUACAGUGAGUUCGGAAGCAUUUCCGCAGUGAAAUAAAAAAAAUUGAAAAAGA
Messenger RNA from Venturia canescens, 4559 nucleotides. RefSeq lists its product as uncharacterized. Gene Ontology annotation, molecular function: DNA binding. The transcript is spliced from 8 exons. The record is from RefSeq and is a predicted model, not a curated record. Bases 915 to 2810 code for a protein of 631 amino acids. NCBI's taxonomy places the organism in Eukaryota, Metazoa, Arthropoda, Insecta, Hymenoptera, Ichneumonidae.